CGGCAACGAAACAGGAAGUUGUCGCUCAGCGCUGUCAUUCGUGGAAAGCUUCAAGCUAGCAAGCAAGUUGUUUGAGUGAAGAAAUACUUGCUGGAGCUGUAUGAGAAAUGAGUAUCCCGGACUACAUGCAGUGUGCUGAGGACCACCAGACUGUCCUGGUGGUGGUCCAGCCCGUGGGCAUUGUCCCGGAGGACCAGUUCUUUCGCAUCUACAAGCGCAUUGCCAGCGUCAACCAGGUCAGCAUUCGCGACUCCCAGAGGCUCCUGUACAUCCGCUACCGGCAUCACUACCCGCCGGAGAAUAACGAGUGGGGGGACUUCCAGACGCAUCGCAAAGUGGUGGGCCUCAUCGCCGUGACGACUUGCGGCUCAGCCAAGGAGUGGCCACAGACGGCAGACCGAUUCCACGGGCUGAAGGAGGUGUUCGGCUCCACGCUGUACGACUCGCGCCUGCUGGUGUUUGGCCUGCAGGGGGAGAUUGCCGAGCAGAACCGCACCGACGUGGCCUUCUACCCCAGCUACGACCAGUGCGAGGAUGUGGAGAAGAGGGUGGAGGACUUUGUGGAGUCCAUCUUCAUCGUGCUGGAGUCCAAGAGGUUGGACAGGGCCACAGACAAGUCUGGGGAUAAGAUCCCCUUGCUUUGUGUCCCCUUUGAAAAGAAGGAUUUUGUGGGUCUGGAUACUGAUAGCAGGCACUAUAAGAAGCGCUGCCAGGGGCGCAUGCGGAAGCACGUGGGGGACCUCUGUCUGCAGGCGGGCAUGCUGCAGGACGCCCUGGUGCACUACCACAUGGCCGUGGAGCUGCUGCGCUCUGUCAACGACUUCCUCUGGCUCGGAGCUGCUCUGGAGGGCCUGUGUUCUGCCUCCGUGAUUUUCCAUUACCCAGGAGGCACUGGGGGCAAGUCUGGCGGCCGCAAACCCAGCAUCUCCCAAGCGGCGGAUUCAGGGAAGAGGCACCGUCCAGGGGCGCAGGAAGUUCUCAUUGAUCCAGGCGCCCUCACCGCCAACGGGAUCAGCGCUGACACCAGCAGUGAGAUCGGACGAGCCAAGAACUGCCUGAGCCCGGAAGACAUCAUCGAGAAGUACAAGGAGGCCAUCUCCUACUAUGGAAAGUACAAGAACGCGGGUGUGAUCGAGCUGGAGGCCUGCGUGAAGGCGGUCCGGGUGCUGGCCAUCCAGAAGCGUGCCAUGGAGGCCUCAGAGUUCCUGCAGAACGCCGUCUACAUCAACCUGGGCCAGCUAUCCGAAGAGGAGAAGAUCCAGCGCUACAGUGUCCUGUCCGAGCUCUACGACCUCAUUGGCUUCCACCGCAAGUCUGCGUUCUUCAAGCGCGUGGCGGCCAUGCAGUGUGUGGCCCCUACCAUCCCCGAGCCUGGCUGGAGGGCUUGCUACAAGCUCCUGCUGGAGACUCUGCCCGGCUACAGCCUGUCCCUCGACCCCAAAGACUUCUACAAAGGUACCCACCGAGGCUGGGCGGCGGUGCAGAUGCGGCUCCUCCACGAGCUGGUGUAUGCGUCACGGCGCAUGGGCAACCCCGCCCUGUCCGUCCGACACCUGUCCUUCCUCCUGCAGACCAUGCUGGACUUCCUGUCAGAUCAAGAGAAGAAGGAGGUGACCCAGAGCCUGGAGAACUACACGUCCAAGUGCCCCGGGGGCAUGGAGGUCAUUGCCCUGCCCGACGGUCUCAAGCUGCCUCCAGUCCCUUUCACCAAGCUGCCCAUCGUUAGGUCGGUCAAGCUCCUCAACCUGCCUGUCAUCCUGCGACCACACAAGCUGAAGGGGCUUCUGGGACAGAACAUGGCCACCAAGAGCCCCUUCAUCUAUUCGCCCAUCAUCAUGCAUAAUCGCGGGGAGGAACGCGGUAAGAAGAUCGAAUUCCAGUGGGUGCAAGGUGACGUGUGUGAGGUGCAGCUGAUGGUUUACAACCCCAUGCCCUUUGAACUUCGUGUGGAGAACAUGGGUCUGCUGACAUCAGGGGUGGAGUUUGAAUCCCUGCCUGCUGCCCUCUCCCUGCCCGCCGAGUCCGGCCUCUAUCCCGUCACCCUGGUGGGUGUCCCGCGCACCGCCGGCAACAUCACGGUCACCGGGUACCACACCUCGGUGUUUGGGGUGAACAGCGACUGCCUGCUGGAGAGCCUGCCGGGAGUGAAGACGGGAGGCUGUGCUGUGGAGGUGGUGCCUGCCCUGCCACGUCUUCAACUUAGCACCUCGCUCCCACGGUCAGCGAACGCACUGCAGCCUCCCUCUGGGGAAGAACUUUCUAGCAGCGUGUCCGUCCAGCUGUUCAAUGGUGAGACGCAGGAGCUGGUCAUCUCCCUGGAGAACAUCGGCACCGAGCUUCUGGAGACCCUGGAGGUCACCUCCAAGACUGUCAACACCAAAGAGAAGCUGUAUGGGGAGUUCCUGAGCUGGGACCUGGAUGAAGCACUGUCCCACUUCCCCCUGAAGCCCGGCCAGGUGGUCACACUCACCGUCAGCAUCAGAGUCAAACUGGACUUCUCCGGCCAGGAGAACCUGCUGCAGGACCUCAAUGAUGAUGGGAUAAGUGUGACAGGCCUGCCGAUCUCCAGCCCCCUGAGACAGGUCCUGAAGCCCCGCACAGAGAGCAAGACUGUCAGCGAAUCCGGCAAGACCGAGUAUAACCACGUCAAGAUGUUGGAGGCCAUCCUAAACUUCCGCUACUCCGGCGGGGCGGGCCAUGCGGAGGGCUACUACAGGGAGGUGUCUCUGGGCGUGCACCUAGACGUGGAGCCCUCGGUGCUGUUCACCCGCGUCAGCACGCUCCCGGCCACCAGUACCCGCCAGUGCCACCUGCUGCUGGACGUGUUCAACUCCACUGAACAUGAGCUCACCGUCAGUGCCAAGAACAACCAGGACCUAGUGCUGCACGGCAGCGAGUGCCAGAGGAUGGCCAUCCAGGUGGACAAGUUUGACUUUGAGAAUAUUCCGGAACCGGACGAGGAAAGGGUGCGCUUCACCAACCCUAAGCAACUGGAGGAGGAGCGUCAGCAAGCGCAAGGCUGUGAGAUCAACAGCAAGCUGGGCAUCUGCUGGCAAAUCCCGUCUCUACGGCGCCGGGGCGAGGCCAGUGUGGAGGGGGUGCUGAACCAGCUGGUCCUGGAGCAUCUGCAGCUGGCACCUCUGCAGUGGGACGUGGUGGUGAACGGGAAGCCGUGUGACUGCGACAUCAUCGCAGACUGCAAGGUGGGAGACAUGGUGCCUCUGGAGGUCAAGCUGACGAAUCGCAGCAAGAACGCCGUGGGCCCUUUUGCUCUUACCAUAAUCCCCUUCCAGGACUACCAGAAUGGGGUUCACAAUUACGACCUGCAAGACGCAGUGACCUUCAUCGGUUCCAACACCUUCUACAUUGAAACGGUCAACCCCACGGAAAACUCUAUCUGUGUCGGCGCUCUCCUUUUCCUCUACACCGGAGAUUUCUACCUGAACAUCAAGUUCCAGGAUGAUAACUCCAGCCGCGAGCUGCCCUUGGCUUGGUUUUGUUUGCCGAGUGUCCACAUUAAGGCUCAAGACCCUGCCCUUGAAAUGGCUGCCUAAAAGCCUCCCUGUGUUUUCUAGGGACCACUCCCCCGCCCCGGGAAACCUGCUUUGAUUUUAAUAUGAGGGGAGCUCUAAGCAGGUGACUUGGAUCCUCUCUUUAAUGACUUGUGCAUCAGGAAUUUGUACAUUAAUAGAUUCUGUAACCUGCCAUGUUUAUGUGUACAGCACAAUGUUGCAGACCAUUUAGUGGCACGCAACAAGAUAUUUUGGGUCACUUGAGCUCUUUAAAGAUAAUUCAGUCCCAGGACAAAGGUGAUCUGAGAAUGUGGUUCUGCUACACAAUGAGGGGUUUGGGUCAAACAUCAUCCGGGGUUAAAAUGAUAUAUUUUACAUUUGCACUGUAUUCUUGUCAAAAAUAUGUCUGUGAUAUUUCUGUCUGAAAAUAAGUCUUAUUACACAGCAGUUAUCCCUGUUCACUGUCGUGUCCCUAAAGGGACAUAUGGGCUAAUUACAGAGAGAGAAAGCUGAACUCAACAAAAUGGUCUCUUUGAUAUUACGUUGUGAGUCUUCUCUGAAUACUUAGGAUUUUUCUUGGGAAGUUUUGUCAAAGAAAAGCUCCCCACCUACCCACCCCAAUUUUAUUUAAUUUUCUUGAGAUUGUGCUGCUUUUAUGCAAAUAGUCUUAUAGGCAUGUGCACCCACAUGCAGUAACCUUACAGCAGAUAGCAUCAAGAUUCUGCACACUGCACACUAGAUUGCAUUUUCAUUGGUUUCCCUCCAAUAACGGUCAGUGCCCUCUGAUACCUGUACAGAGGCACAGUAGUGUAUGAAUCGUACAAAAUAUGAACUGUUAUUGAAGAUAUAUGAAAUUCACUUUCAGUGUACAGCAAUUGGCAGAUAUUGGUAAUCGAACUGUGUUGCAUUUGCUUGCAUGCUCGUGAGUAGCUUGUUUCAAGAUGAGGCAGGCACAUUUAUACUACUGAGGUUUUGCAUUUAUUUGAUCCCAUUCAAAAUUUGAUAUCAGUAAUAUAUAGUCCUUUGUGUAUGCUAAGUCAUGUAAAUAAUAAAUGUUGAAUUGGUGAACUAUUACCAGAAGUGUA
This is a messenger RNA of Conger conger (European conger), 4597 nucleotides long. RefSeq names its product trafficking protein particle complex subunit 9 (gene trappc9). Bases 108 to 3554 code for a protein of 1148 amino acids. The record is from RefSeq and is a predicted model, not a curated record. NCBI's taxonomy places the organism in Eukaryota, Metazoa, Chordata, Actinopteri, Anguilliformes, Congridae. The transcript has 23 exons. Gene Ontology annotation, cellular component: trans-Golgi network.